Molecule: messenger RNA, 2943 nt
Organism: Epinephelus fuscoguttatus (brown-marbled grouper)
Lineage: Eukaryota; Metazoa; Chordata; Actinopteri; Perciformes; Serranidae
Molecular function (GO): nucleic acid binding
Source: RefSeq, a predicted model, not a curated record
AUGGUUCGGCCUCCGCUGAGCUCUUUUCCUCCCUUGGGGGAGGAGGAAGAGGGGGCGGAGGAGGAGGAUGUAGAUGUGGAGACCAUCUCUUCCUCCGAGGAUAAUGUUCUCUCUUGCGCACAGCCGUCUGUGAGUGAGGUAACUAGGGGAGAGGUAGCCCAUCGUUUUGAGGAGGUAAUUAGCAGGGCCUCUAGGGCUCUGGGUGUUGCCCUUCCCGAGAACCCCAGGGCUACAUCCUCUCGGUUUGAAGAGGGUACGGAGGUGCGCCCUGCCUCUACCCAGGUGCCGCUCCUACCUGAUUUCAAGGAGCUGCUAUGCCAGCAGUUCCACACUCCAGCCACUGCCCACAAGUGGUCUGCAGCGUGUCGCCGGUUUUCCAACAUGCACGACAGGGACCAGAUUGCUUGUGGGACACUUCCCCCAGUGGACCGGGCCCUCACUCCAUUGGUGUCCCCCUCCAGCUCCAUACUUGGCAAUGCCACCUGCUCUAGUAAGAAUUGCAGGGUCAUGGAUAGCCUGCUCGCCAGGCUACAUAAAGCCAUGUCGGUGCAGACUCGGCUGGCAAAUACAGGCGCUAUAUUGUCCCUUUACCUCUGUGACUUGUCUCGGCAGGUUCAGGUUGACACCAGCGUCGGUGAGGAGCUGCAGAUGGCCUCCUCAUGCCUCUCCUCUGUGAUGAGGGAGCAGGCUGAGGCGGCAGGCAGUGCCUUAGCUUCCUUUUGGGUAGCUAGGCGCCACUUGUGGCUGUCUCAAUCCCAGCUGCAACAGGGUGAUAGAGACUGCCUGCUUAAAGUGCCGGUGGAACCCACAGCCAUGUUUGGCCCUCACGCCGCUGCCUUAUUGCAGCAGGCGCAGGAGAGCCGCCGCUGUGCUAAGGAGGUUUCGGUGGACCUUGUCAAGCGUGUCGCAGGCUCCGGGCCUAGACAGCCUCGCUCUCGGCCAGCACCAACUCCUGAGGCCUCGUCAUGGGGUCAAGGGGACCUCAGACUCCAGCUAGAGGCCUCCCGGCAGCAUAAGCGCCGCCGCCAGGGCAGGGGCAGAGGACUGACUGCUAAGGUUCCCCCGUCUGCUGCUCACAGGAGGGCCUGGUUGGCCCUGGAGGCCGACCCGUGGGUGGUUUCUACCAUGACCCACGGGUACCGCAUUCAGUUUUUGCGCCGACCGCCAGUUACAAGAACACCCAUGUUUACAACAGUGGCCGAUCCUCACCAGGAGGCGGUUCUGCAGGCAGAGCUGUCCGCUCUCCUGGAAAAAGGGGCCAUAAGGGAGGUGGCCUCAGGGGAUCAGCGGGCUGGGUUUUUCUCCCGCUACUUUCUGGCCCCGAAGAGGGACGGAGGGCUUCGCCCAAUUCUGGACCUCAGGGGGCUGAAUCAGUAUCUCCGGCCCCUGCGAUGCCGGAUAUUGACGGUCCCCAGGGUGAGACAGGCAAUCUCUGCAGGAGAUUGGUUCGCCACUAUAGACCUGAAGGAUGCCUACUUCCAGAUACCCAUCUGGAGGGGUCACUGGCGCUUCCUGCGGUUCGGCUUUGCCGGCAGGGUAUACGAGUUUCAGGUGCUGCCGUUCGGUAUUUCUCUGGCACCACGCACCUUCACUCGAUGUAUGGAUGCGGUUCUCUCCCCCCUGAGGCGCAAGGGCAUCAGAAUUUUGAACUACCUCGACGACUGGCUGGUUUGCGCAGUCUCAGAGGAGCAAUGCCGCCAACACGUAGCCCUGCUGUUGGACCACGUUGGGAGUUUAGGCCUGCACCUAAACUACAAGAAGAGAAGGCUCGAACCGGCCCAGGUGACCUCCUUCUUGGGUAUGGUCCUGGACUCGAAGAGCGGUACAGUUGCUUUGACCCAGGAGAGGCAGCUGGUCUUCAGGUCCUGUGUUGCCCUGUUCCGGCUGCGCGCUCUGGUCGACUGGGGUCUCUGCCUUCGCCUCAUGGGCCUAAUGGCAGCCAUGGUGCAGGUAGUCCCUCUCGCUCUCUUGCACAUGCGGCCUGUACAGAGGUGUCUGCUGAGCUUGGGUCUGUGCCCUCAGAGGUCCCACAAGACCAAAGUACUGGUCUCUCGGAGGCUCCACAGAGCCCUACGGUGGUGGAAGGUCCCCGCGAACAUCAGGGCGGGCCGCGAUCUGGGUCCAGUGAUCUAUCGCCAGCUGGUGUACACCGACGCAUCCCCGGCAGGGUGGGGCGCGGUACACGAAGGCUGUGGGGUCAACGGUGUCUGGACCGGCCGGUGGCACGGUCAGCACAUAAAUGUUCUGGAGCUGAGGGCGGCUCUUCUCGCUCUGCGUCAUUUCUUGCCGAGACUGAGGGGUCACCAUGUGAUUGUCCGCACCGACAGCACAGUGGCGGCCGCUUACAUCAACAGGCAGGGGGGGCUGGGCUCCCCGGUCCUGUGCAAGCUGGCUACAGUUCUCUGGCAGUGGGCUCACCCCCUCUUCCUCUCACUCAGAGCCGUGCAUGUGCCGGGGGUACUGAACUCCGCGGCGGACAUCAUGUCAAGAGGGGGCCCCCAGCCGGGGGAAUGGAGGCUCCAUCCGGAAGUGGUUUCCGAGAUAUGGCUUCGCCUCGGCAGGGCAGAGGUCGACCUGUUCGCGUCAAGGGAGUCGUCCCAUUGCCCGCUCUUUUCUCCUGCAUGAACGACGAUCCCCUUGGGCUGGGAUGCUCUGGCUCAUCCAUGGCCCAGGGUUCUGCUCUACGCCUUUCCCCCCUUCGCUCUUCUCCAGCCUCUUCUUCGAAGAGUUCUGGUGGAGCAUGUGCGGGUGAUAUUGGUGGCGCCUCUGUGGCCCCACAUGGCGUGGUUCUCAGCCAUUCCGCCUCUGCUGGAUGGGCCACCAUGGGAGCUCCCGCGCCGGAGGGACCUUCUCUCCCAGGCGAACGGAGCCCUGUUCCACCCCUUUCCAGCGGGGCUCAGGUUGGUGGCUUGGCCCCUGAGAGGGACAGGCUCCUGGCCUUAG